CAUUAUUGCAGGUCUAACACUUCUGUUUAAGACCAAAAAGUGAGAUCUGGAGGAAGAGGACGAUGUACAGAGGAAUGACAAGCAUGGAAGUCAUAUUUAGUAGAGGUGAUGAACAGGAUCUGAGGAUUGUGCUGCUGGGAGUCUCUGGAGCUGGAAAGAGCUCAAUGGCAAAUGCAAUACUGGGAUGUAUGUCGUUUAAAGAGAGCAGAACCAGAGAGAGUGAGAUACAGAGAGGAAGAGUAGCAGACAGAAACAUCUCCAUCAUCGACACUCCAGGAUUCUUCAACUCUCAACUGACUGAUGAAGAGCUGCAGAAUCAAAUGGUGAAGAGUCUGUAUCUUUGUCAUCCUGGUCCUCAUGUGUUCCUGCUCAUCAUCAACCUGGAGACCUUCAGAAAGGACGAGAGGAACAUUGUGGAGCAAAUUCAGGAGAACUUUGGAGUUCCAGCGUUUAAGUUCACCCUGGUGCUGUUUACUGGAAGAGAACAAAUGUCAAACAGAGAAUGGAUGGUCUUUAUGGAUAGUAGACAUUUUCAAGACAUAGUCAAUCACUGCAGAGGUAAAUAUCAUUCCAUCAACAGUAAAAGUGAGAUUGCUCAAACUCACAUUACAAAGCUUCUGGAUAAGAUUGAUGAAAUCAUCAAACAGAAUAAUGGCCAGCAUUACAAUACUGAGAUUUACUCAGUUUUUCGAACAAGGAGCAAAAAAGAAACAAACAAACAAGAGGAAGAAAAGGACAGAACAAUGGAGCAAAAGAAUGAUAUAAGACAAGAGCAAAUUAAAAUAGUGCAGGAGACUUUUGAAAUGGACAGUGUAAGGGUAGAGAGAAUCGAAAAGGAACAACUUGUUUCUCAUGUGGAAGAAACAGUGAGAACUCCUGUGUAUGAAGAAAACAUUGAUAAAGGGAACAUGAUUCGUACAUCAUCAGUAAGAUCACUGGCAAUCUUUUUUGAUAGAAAGGAUGAAACAAAAACAGCCCAGACACCAAAAGUUGGAAAAACAAGAACAUGGGCCCUAAAGAAACAACAGACAACAACAGAACAACAGUUGACCAAUGCAGUUCUCAGGAUCGUGAUGGUGGGUAUAACCGGAGCUGGAAAGAGUGCAACAGGAAACACCAUCCUGAGAAAAAAACUGUUUGAUGAACAGUUGUCCUCUGAAUCGGUGACUAAGAAAUGCCAAAAACAUCAGCAAAUGAUGGAAGGUAAAAUCAUCUCAGUGAUCGACACUCCAGGACUGUUUGACACGUCAUUCAGUGAAGAAGAGCUGAAGGAGGAACUAGUGAAGUGUGUAGAAAUGUCUGUUCCUGGUCCUCAUGUGUUUCUGCUGGUGAUCAGACUGGAUGUGCGAUUCACAGAAGAGGAGAAAAAUGCAGUCAAGUGGAUUCAGGACAACUUUGGAAAAUAUGCUACAAAUUACACCAUAGUUCUGCUCACUAGAGGAGAUCAGUUAGCUUCAUCUAUAGAAGAGUUUCUGACAAAAAAUGAGCCGAUUAACAAGCUAGUUAGUGAGUGCAAAGGUGGUUAUCAUGUUUUUGAUAACAAAGAUGAAGAAAAUAAAUCACAGGUCAGUCACCUGAUAGAGAAGAUUGACAGAAUGGUGAAAGAGAACGGAGGAGAGCAUUACACAAAUGAGAUGUACAAGAAAGCUCAGAGGAAAAUAAUGUUAAACAAGUGUAAACAUGCAGCUUUAGUGGGAGCAGGUGUAGCAGGUGUAGGAGCAGCAGUAGCUGGUGGUACAUUACUUGGCAUUGCUACUGCUGGAGUGGCAGUGCCUGUAGUUUUAAUGGCAGGAGGUGCAGCCCUAACAGGAGGAUCAACUGCAAAAGUUAUCGUUGAUAAAGUUAAUAAAAAAUAGUUUGAGUUUAUUGCGGAAAACGUGGAAAGUGAUUGCCUCAAAGCAAAUUAGUUCAUCAUUUUUCAAUGAAGUUGAUAAAACUUUGGCCUACUGCAAAUGUAACAUGUGGAUUUGUAUAGGGUUACCAGACACCUUUAGUAUUGAUAACUCAAUUUGACAAGUUCUGCUAAAAUAUCAGUUUACAUACAAAUCUUCUGAUUCAUUUUUACUAGAAAAACACUUAUUAAAACUGAUUGUUUCAAGAAAGUUGUACUCAAAACUAAAAGUUGUUAAUACAAAAACAGACUUAGAUUGUUAGCACAGCUGUAGGACACAUACUGUUAUUACUUAAAUAGAAAACAAAGAUUGAUGUCCCUUUUUGACAUAUUGUAAUUGUUUACCUGGCCAAAUCGACAACAGAAAAACAAAAGGGUUUAAAAUCAACAAAAACGUUUGCUUUCCCAUCUCAAACUUUUCAGUAAGAAAGGCCAUUUUUACACCUGGUGUAGCUGCACUGAUCCAAUAAAUAGCGGCCAUGAAUCACACAGAUGUCUUUUAGAAUUUUUAUUUGCUCUCUCUCUGUCGUUUCCGAAGAUGCCACGGUCUAUAAAAGACACUGUGAAAACUACAAAAAAUACAGAAAUAAACUACUUAACCACAUCUCUCAGUCAUCAUUCACUUUCACAAAUCACAAUCCUUUAACAAUUAGUCCCAUUCAACACAUCAUUACAUAUUGUUACAAAGCAGAACACAUUACAUUACACAUGUGAAAGCACAUAAACUCUAUAACACAAAAUAUAACAAAAACAAACAUAAACAAAUACCGUGUGCGCCUCUUGGACCAUAUGCAGUGCAACCUGUUCAUAUUGCUCUCUGACCCACAGUUCCAGAGUCCAUGUCUGAGUCACGUGAUGCAUUACGUUGCAUUAGAGGAACGUUACACACAAGAGAAGUUACUUUUCAAACACAGUUUAGACUAUUUAAAAUCAACAACUCUCUUUGAAACAUUACAUUUAACCACAUUUUUAAAUCUGCAUGAACUUAUCAAACAUGUAUUCAUGUAAUCAACAAUAAUCAUCAUAACAUGUCUUGAGACAUUUACACCUGGUAUUAAGAUGCGUUUGGUCGAUCGGAAGUAGACACAUUCCACACAAUCCACCCUUUUGUCCACUUUUGACCACUUCUGUCUUGAUUUCUUCAAAGGGAGUGUCUAUAUGGCGGUAAAUUCAUAGGCUUUUUGUAUAGGGAAUGCUCUACUAAUUUUACUAAAAUGCAAAUUUUUCAAUGCAUCCUCCAUCCUCGCUUCUUUUCCCUGGGUCCUUCCUUCAUAUUCUGAAGGGGUGUAGCUAAGAUGUGAGGAAAGGAAGCGAGGAAAGCCGUGGUGUAAAGUAUUGGAGUAAAUGUAAUUAGUUACUGUACUUAAGUAUCUUUUUGGCUACUUUGUAGGUGUACUGGGUAUUAAAUAUAUUAGCAACUUUUACUCUCUACUUGACUACAUUUUUGAACAAGUAUAUGUACUCUUUAAUCCACUACAUUUGUAUUGACUAAUGCAAUUACACGUUACAUUUUACCUGGCACCUAACUUUUUUUGCAGCAGUUUAUUUUUGCUACAGAAGAAUUAAUAUAGCCAUUUACAAUGCAUUGAAUGUACUAUAAUUUUGUGGAUUUUGCCCUAACUUACUAAAACUGGUCAACAUGGCUUCUUUAUGUGAAUAUGAGUGCUGUAUCAGGUAGUUGUCAAUUGCUGGCGGUUUUAUACCCCGGUUCUCUGAGAUCAGAGCGAGGCAUCUCACCAAGCUUCCCUUCUUGCAUAACGCGGGGGAAGAGCGUGCUUAGAAUGCCGUUACAGGUAACCACAGCAGUAUGUAUAGGAGAGGGGCGGGCUCUUAGUGUUGAGCUGUGAUUAGUCCACCCAUCGGGCAGACGUGGUGUAAUUGGUGCUUCCAUAGUCUAUCAUGCCUGAGGCGUUUCCCAUAGUGAGAUACCUCGCUCUGUUCUCAGAGAACCGGGGUUACGUGAGUAACCUUACGUUAUUCCACAGUGACACACAUAUUAUACAGAUUGGUUUUUAAUUAUGGCUUUGUUUUAUACACAGUUUAUGUGCUGGCAUAAAGUUGAAUUGACGUUGGACGUUCGAUAUUCGUGAAUUUAGGGACCGUCUCUAAAGUUACACAUUAAAAUACAAAUUUUAAAGCUCAAUAGCAUUUAAAGGAAAUUACUUACAGCCACAAAACUAACUGUACAGUGUUCAUGUGUGUGUCAGCUAUAAUGCACAUCUUUUAG
Molecule: messenger RNA, 4118 nt
Organism: Triplophysa rosa
Lineage: Eukaryota; Metazoa; Chordata; Actinopteri; Cypriniformes; Nemacheilidae
Exons: 3
Coding region: 63-1856 (597 amino acids)
Molecular function (GO): GTP binding
Source: RefSeq, a predicted model, not a curated record